This is a messenger RNA of Marchantia polymorpha subsp. ruderalis, 1225 nucleotides long. The record is from the annotation of a GenBank genome assembly. Lineage: Eukaryota; Viridiplantae; Streptophyta; Marchantiopsida; Marchantiales; Marchantiaceae.
GCAAACGAUCCCGAGCGAGGUCCAGCAGCAUCCUCAGCAGCAGCAGGGCGCUUCAUAGAUCAUCAUCACGCUUCUCUCUUCUCGCCUGGACUCGAUCGACAGCAUCUGCCUCUGCAAAGAGAGUCGCAGCAAACAUGUCGAUCAGCAAGGUCGCUUUCGGGCGCGCCGAUGAGGCAACUGCCCCAGAUGCCAUCAAGGCUGGAUUCGCCGAGUUCAUUGCAACAUUCCUCUUCGUCUUUAUCGGCGUGGGGUCCGUCGUCUCCUACAACAAACUACAUCCCGCAGGUGACAUGACCGCAGCUGGACUGGUCGGAAUCGCCAUCGCCCACGGUCUCGCCAUUGUGAUCACCGUGGCUGCCACUGCCAACAUCUCCGGAGGUCACGUGAACCCCGCAGUCACUUUCGGUCUUAUGGUCGGAGGCCAAAUUACCAUUCUCAGGGGUCUCGUCUACUGGGUCGGUCAGCUUCUCGGCGCAGCCCUCGCCUCGGCAUUGCUCAAGUUCGUCAUCGUGUCCGUGGAGCCCGUCCCACCCCAUGCAUUGGGAGCUGGAGUGAGCGUCAUGAGCGGUUUGGUGCUCGAGAUCGUCCUGACCUUCUCUCUCGUCUUCGUCAUCUACGCCACCGCUGUGGACCCCAAGAAGGGCUCCAUCGGAAUCGUCGCACCUCUGGCCAUCGGAUUCACAGUGCUGGCCAACCAUUUCAUCGGUGUGCCAUUCACCGGUGCUUCCAUGAACCCUGCACGAUCAUUCGGCCCUGCUCUCAUCAACUGGACCUGGACCAACCACUGGGUGUACUGGGUCGGUCCCUUGAUCGGAGCUGCCAUCGCUGGACUGGUCUACGACGGAGUUUUCAUCUCCACUGCCACCCCCGUGGCCGUGGACGAUUACUAGGUCUCGACCUCCCACCACGCUCCUAUCCGGAAAGAGUUCUGGUGUAGAUAGAGUAUAGAUGACAGGUUUCACUUUCUGUACUAGUCCUGCAGCUGCCCACCACUGCUUUCGAUUCUUGAUCAAUCUUAAGGUCAUUUUGAUUUUUCCAACAUGUUCCAUAGGACAGUUAGUAAAUAUGCAUAUCGAAUUCUUGUGACAGAAGAUCCAAGCAAGGCUCUCUGCAAUUUUUUUUCUUUGUUUUCUUUCCCGAUUGGGUGUUGCCCAACUAGUACGCCUCUGUACAUGUUUGCCACACUAAUAUUGAUUAUUCGAGCCAGUAUCGGCAUCUUCUCGUG